AUGACGAAGAAGUUCAUCCAUAGGCAGAGUGUCCAUAAGAAGAAGGAGGAUCCCUCGGCUACUUCUGUGGUCACUCUUGUCCCCCUCUCUGCUGCUGAUGCUACUUCGACAAGGGCAGAUUUGAUCAUCCUUAGUAGUGACAGUGAAGAUGAGGUUGAUUGGGAGGCGCUCGCCGCCGAAGACGAAGUCGACUGGGGUGCCCUUGCUGUCGAAGAUGACGACGAUGUCGAAUCUGUGGGUAGCGGGUCUCCAGCGAGGAACUGA
Molecule: messenger RNA, 264 nt
Organism: Miscanthus lutarioriparius
Lineage: Eukaryota; Viridiplantae; Streptophyta; Magnoliopsida; Poales; Poaceae
Source: the annotation of a GenBank genome assembly